AAAUGAUUGAAGCGGCUAAAAGACGUUAUUGGUGGCCUCACCAGAGGAAAGACAUCAUAGAUUUCUGUGACUCCUGCGAGGUAUGCCAAACUAUUAAGGCUCCGCACAAAUAUAAUAAGGCACCCUUAGAACCCAUUAUAACUGGCCAUCCGAAUGACUUAGUACAAAUAGACUUGGUUGGACCUCUCCCAGUAACUUCCAGAAAUAAUAACUAUAUUUUAGUCAUGGUAGACCAUUUUACCAAAUGGUGCGAGGCUAUUGCGAUCCCACAGAUUGAUGCUGUAACCAUCGCAGAGUCAAUUUUUGACCACUGGGUCAGCCGUUGGGGGGCACCACUUCAACUGCAUUCAGAUCGAGGAUCCAACUUUGAAAGUAUCGUUGUCAGCGAACUCUGUCGUAUAAUGGGUAUCCGGAAGACACGCACUACCGCGUACCACCCACAGGGAAAUGGCUUGGUUGAACGCACCAAUCGGACACUUAAAUCCCUCUUGCAGGCAUUUGUAGAUCAAAACAACCCCAGGGAAUGGGACCGAUCACUCUCACAGUGCUUAAUGGCAUACAGAGCAAGCAUUCACAAAGCUACGCGUCAAACGCCUCAUUAUAUGGUCACUGGAAGAGAACUCCGGUUGCCAAUCGAUCUGACUUCAAACACACUAGGAGAGGAUACACUGAUUGCAUCCGAACACGUAAUCAGACUUCGACGAAACCUGAACAAGGUACAUCAGAUGACUAGGGAUAUACUCCAAACAAACCAGAGGUACCAGAAAGAAUACUAUGAUAGGAAAGCACAUGGAUCACCAGUGGAGCCAGGAGACAAGGUGAUGCUACUUAAGGAGGCACCACCUAAAGGGAAAGCUCUUAAAUUCCAUAAACGCUGGGAAGGACCAUUCACUGUAGUAGAGGUACUAAGUGACUGCACCUGUAGGAUUCAGGAACCGAAUUCCUCUCAUAGUCUAGUCACACACUUCAAUAGACUAAAACCUUUUCGACAACAGGCCUUAGUUCAGACAAGUCCCGCAGGAACAGUCACCUAGCACUGCGGACAGUGCUCCUAUGGGAGAGGGGGUAGUGUAAGGCAUGGUAAGUUUGGCGGUUUUCUAAUGUUCAAACCAUGCUUGUCUACUUUCAGGUUGGCUGCGAAGUAUGCAGGGAUUGGUUACCCAAGACGAGGCAACGGAUGACCAAUAGGAGUGCCCUUCCCUCUUAUCUAAUUGUAUUGCGAUUGGUUGUAAAUAUAAUACUUGACCUUGAGUCUUCGUUCUUACUAGCACGCAACACUUGUGUGAUCACGCUGCUAACGUGCGCUUUGCUCUCUGUUUCAGAUCAUUGCUUGACGAGUGGGAUCACAACGUGGAUCGACCUUGA
This is a messenger RNA of Trichobilharzia regenti, 1365 nucleotides long. NCBI's taxonomy places the organism in Eukaryota, Metazoa, Platyhelminthes, Trematoda, Strigeidida, Schistosomatidae. The record is from the annotation of a GenBank genome assembly.